CGCUACAUUUUGUGUGGCUAUAAUAAUAUCAACACAAUCUCAUCAUUCACAGGUCCAUUAACUGCCAGAAUAUUUCAUAGAUUCAUGCCUUAUCAUUAAAGAUAACAUAAAUAAAUCAAUCCACAAUGUCGGCAUCUUUAAUGCCGUUCGUUCUGGAUAAUUUGUCAGACCUCCGCGUGCGUGAGAAGCUCCUGCGUCUCUGUCAGCACCUGGCCAUAUUUGCUUCACCUCACCUUGCCCCUCACAACCAGGCCAAACUAGACCGCAUCAGCUGCGACAUCGGCCUGGCGAGGCUGGUCUUCAGAUCCUUCGAUGAACUGCCCAAGUUACGCACAACCUUCGUUACCUACCACAAUAAACCACGCCAGAACUGCGGGGCUUUAGACAGACUAAUGUGGUUGCUGAGCGUGCUGGGCAAUGUGUGCGACAGCCUCUACUACCCGGCAGAGAAAAUAGCUUGGCUGUGGCCUGCGAACCCUCGAGCCGCGUCCUGCAAGACCGUCGCCACCAAACUCUGGGUCAUGUCCCUCUUCUGCACUAUCUUGAGGACUUUGUUGACGAUGCGACAGCUGAAGCGUGACAAGAAGCUGGGCAGCAGCGAGGAACGCGGCAAACUAUAUCGUCAGCAGGUGUUGACGCUUAUCAUGUCUGCUGCUGAUUUCAAGAACGGAAUGACAAUGCUCUAUUCUUCAACUGGCAGCAGGAGUCAGAUCGGUGCGCUGGGCUCGUUGUCUUCACUGCUGGGCCUUUACUCCGUCCUUAGAGCCAAAAGACAGCAGCUGCUCGACGAGCGCCGGAUGAUAGCCCGGGCUCGGGGCAUUUUGGAGUGAUUGCAUCCUAAUAAUUUAUGCGUCGCCAAGCAGCGGGGUUUUCCCUGCUGAUUUGUUGGUCACUUGGAGUUGACUUUCUUACCCAAGAAAUUGCAUUUCUUAAAUAUUUGAGCUCCAAGAUGUGAUAAUGGUUGUUUUACUUGUAGCUUCGGGAGCCUCCUACUGAAGUAACACGUUUCUUAUUUGGGCUCAAGGUUUCAUGUCUCAAUUGCGGGAUGGGCAAGAUUAUGUUAACAAUCCAAAUAUUAGCUCUCGUGCCAUUUGUGUUCAGCUCAUCACGAUGAUUUGGACGAUAAAUGGAUGGUUGUGCGACCCGUCUGGAUUUUAGUAAUGAUAAUAUAUUUUUUAUCGUUUAUUUCCUAUGUAUAAUAAUUGUAUUUAACCUCUCUUGUGGGGCAUUUUACGUUCGGUGCGAGUUCUCGCCCCAGUCAUUUCUUACGCAUAUGCCAUAUAAUAUUUUUUUAAAGCUUAAAGCGCUAUUCUCUGGUGGUUACGGGCAGAUUUUGAAGUCAUAUUAUUUAUCAAUUAAUGUUAGAUCUAAGACAUUACACAUUAGGUGACUUGAACUGGCGUUGCGAGUGAUGUUCUUGCUGUGCUAUAUUGAAUCACGGACCUUGAUCACUAUUCCGUUUCGUGUUGAAAUGAAUUUGUAUGCAAUAAAUGAAAAAUUUAAAUGUCA
Molecule: messenger RNA, 1509 nt
Organism: Hyalella azteca
Lineage: Eukaryota; Metazoa; Arthropoda; Malacostraca; Amphipoda; Hyalellidae
Product: peroxisomal membrane protein 11C
Exons: 6
Coding region: 126-830 (234 amino acids)
Biological process (GO): peroxisome fission
Cellular component (GO): peroxisomal membrane
Source: RefSeq, a predicted model, not a curated record